UAGUGUCCAGUAGAAGUCAGUGUUUGAAAGCACAUUGACAUCGGAUAACUUUGGAGUAAUCAACGUUUUCGAAAUCAUUCAUCACGUGCUAUUGUCACUUUAAAACCGCGCAAUCCGUAGUGGAAUCCGUAGUGCUUUGGGGAGUCGGUGCUCCACAACACUAGUUGUCAAAGACUAGCUAAACUGGUGGUCUCCCUGCACCAGAGAAGUCACGUUGUGUGCCAGUUGUGCACGGUCGUGCCGCGCUGUGCACCUUUUUGUUUUAUUAAAACAGUCUAUAGGUGGCGCUGUAAAACUUGAGGCUGAUUUAGCUGCGAGUUCUACCAUCAUCAAAUAAAAAAUGGACGCGUAAACAAACCGAAACAAACUACAGUUAACUAAUAUUGCUUAGCUAUUUACCUACAAUACAUGACGUUGAUAUAUGUAGGUAUCUUCUUGAAGUACAAUUGUCGGUCCUGAGGUAUGCUUGAAGAAUCAACAUAGUAAGAAGAUGAUAUCCCAGGUGUUCAUCUUGUCCUCGAAAGGAGAUCACCUUAUCUACAAAGACUUCCGUGGUGAAGCUGGAUGCGAUGCUGUCAACAAAUUCUAUGAGAUGGUCACUACAUUGACUGGUGACCAGCCUCCAGUGGUCAUGAAACACAAGGAGCUGCAUUAUGUUCACAUCCGACAAGGAGGGCUGUAUUGGGUUGCAACAACAAAAGCUGAUUCCUCUCCCUUCACUAUCAUAGAGUUCCUAAAUAGGUUAACAGCUCUGAUUAAGGAUUACUGUGGCUGUCUGUCAGAGAAGUCUGUCCGGAUGAACUUUGCUCUCAUAUAUGAGGUGUUGGAUGAAGUGGUGGACUUUGGAUACAUCCAGACAACCUCCACUGACAUCCUGAAGAACUUCAUCCAGACUGAGGCAGUCAGCGCCAAGCCCCUCAGCCUGUUUGACCUCAGUAACGUGGGUCUGUUUGGAGCAGACACCCAGCAAAAUAAAGUGGCCCCCAGUGUAGCUGCCACACGGCCCAUCAUGUCCAGCAGAGGAGAACAGGGAGGUAAAAAUGAGAUAUUUGUGGAUGUGAUUGAAAGGAUAUCUGUUGUCAUUGGUGCCAACGGAGUCCUGAUGAAGGCAGACAUUGAGGGAGAGAUCAGAGUGAAGUGUUACAUGCCAAGCUGCUCCGAGAUGAGGAUUGGACUGAAUGAAGAGUUCAGCAUUGGAAAGUCCCAGCUGAGAGGCUAUGGGGCAGCUGUUCGUGUGGAUGAGUGCAGCUUUCACCAGGCAGUCCGGCUGGAUGAGUUUGACACCUACAGAAUCCUGAAAUUGUGUCCCAGCCAAGGAGAGCAAACAGUGAUGCAGUACCAGUUGUGUGAUGACCUGCCCACAGCUCCUCCAUUCCGUCUGUUCUCUUCUAUUGAGAGGGACACUGGUGGCAGGUUGUUGAUAUACCUGAAGCUCCGAUGUGACCUGCCCCCAAAGAGCGCUGCCAUUAAUGUUAGUAUAACAAUACCGAUACCCAAGGGAUCACUAAGUCUCUCUCAGGAGUUGAGCAGCCCUGACCAGAGUGCUGAGCUGCAGCCACAAAACAAGGCUGUCCACUGGGAGAUCCCUCGUUUCCCUGGGGGUGCCCAGCUCUCUGCCCUGUUCAAGCUCGAGGUCCCUGGUCUUAGUUCAGCCUCGCUACAGGAAGUAGGAUCCAUCAGUCUGAGCUUUGAGCUGCCGAAGUACACCUGCACAGGACUGCAAAUUAGAUUCCUCCGCCUGUCCCCUAUACAGCCUGGAGCAUCACAACGCUGGGUGCGCUAUGUGACCCAUUCAGACUCUUAUACAAUCCGUAUCUAAUACGGACAAAAACACAUUGAUCACUCAGACUGGUUCCUGUCAAUGUGGAUCCUGAUCGUGACUGCUUGAAAAGGUUAAGGGACAUUAUGAAAUGUUUAUUUAUUUAUAUAGUAACGCAAUAAAACAAAUGCGUCUGCUACUAAUAAAAAAACUACCUCUG
This is a messenger RNA of Esox lucius (northern pike), 1979 nucleotides long. RefSeq names its product adaptor related protein complex 4 subunit mu 1 (gene ap4m1). NCBI's taxonomy places the organism in Eukaryota, Metazoa, Chordata, Actinopteri, Esociformes, Esocidae. The record is from RefSeq and is a predicted model, not a curated record. The transcript is spliced from 16 exons. Gene Ontology annotation, biological process: protein targeting; Golgi to lysosome transport. Bases 491 to 1819 code for a protein of 442 amino acids. Gene Ontology annotation, cellular component: clathrin adaptor complex; cytoplasmic vesicle; trans-Golgi network.